GGAAAAGCUAGUGUUUCAGUCCUGCUCUUUUACUUGUCACUAAUGUCAAUAUUGUGAUCAUUGCACAAAACAGCUUUGCUUGUUUUGGGUAAUUGGAAAUAGGAAGAUUGACUGUACCCACUGUGAUAACACAAUUUGCUACUAUAGCACAGUAUGAAGAGGUAACAUCCUACUGGACGUGACGUGACAUAUAUUGUGAGAGCUGGAUGGAUGAUAUUGCAAUCACUUCACAAUGACUGCAUGGAUCAAAUCAAUCGCCAUCCCAUUUGUUUAUAUCAUCGGGAAAUGGCUUUGGGAUGGUUUUACUGUCACUGUACAUGUUGAUCCUGCAAUUGCCUUGGUUGGAAAAGGUGUGAUGUUGUCCUGCCAGCCUGUAGGCCACAACCCUGCUAAGAUUCAAGUGCAUUGGUAUAAAUGGGAAAGGAGCAAAAAUACGACGUUAUAUUUUUACAAUAGCACAGAAAAUGGAAUUGAGCUGGGCCAGGCUGGGGACCAGAACAAGAGUGAUGCUCCCAGAGGACGAUAUGAGAAUGGAGUCGUUAGGGUGAAGCUCUUUCCAGUGCAAGUAGAAGAUAGUGGGCAGUAUGUGUGUGCGGUGACAAACAAUGGUGUCUAUCAAGAAGCUAUCGCCCAGGUGAUUGUUGCAGGUUUUGGAUCUGCACCUCGACUAACUAUAGAACAUCAGCAGAAUAAUUCAAUCACUCUGAGGUGUUCGUCCCAAGGGUGGUACCCACAACCUGAAGUAUGCUGGACUGACAGCAUGGGACAAAAUAUAACUGCUAUGGCUGAAACAAGAAUCCAAAAAGAUGUGACAGACCUGUAUCAAAUCCACAGUACGCUCAGGGUAGCAGAUAUUGCUUCUGACACCAUCUCAUGCACUUUAAGAAACCCCUUGCUGAAGAGGCACCUCAAAGAAGUUAUUGCAAUUUCUGGUUUCUUUGAUCUGGAGGCAGAACAUGACAUAAUUACCACUGUAAUUGGAGAAAAUGCCAUUCUUCCCUGCCGGCUGAUUACGAAAUAUCUGCCCCAUAGCAUGGAGUUGCAAUGGAGGAAAGUUGGACCUGGAAAGGAUAAGAUUAUCUAUUUCUAUCUCUAUGAUGAAAGCAGCCCCCUGGUUAAUUCUUAUCCACAGAGUGACAAAUGCCCAACUAGCUAUUUGUCUCCAAAUAGAGACAAUAGCAGAGAAUGGCUCAGGAAGGAAUAUGAAAAAAAGGCAGAAGUUUUUAAAGGAAAAGAGUUUGGGAAAGGAAAUAUUUCUCUGAAACUGAACAAUAUUCAGGCGGAAGAUGAAGGGAAAUAUGUAUGUUCUGCCUCAGCCAACCUGUUUCACAGAGAGAUCAUCAUUGAAGUCUUGGUUAUAAGAAUAGGGAAUGAAACUUCUUUACAAAUGCAUCACCAGAAAGUUUGCCAAUAUGAAUGUAAAUGGAAAGGGUGGUAUCCAAAGCCCAUGAUCUUCUGGAGAAAUCACAAAGGACAAAGCAUAAACUCAUUGGCUGAGACAACAGAAGUGCAGGACGAGCAGAAUCUUUUCACAGUAGCAAGCGCCAUUGCAGUUUCAUGUGGUACUCCCGAGGUUGCCUGUGCUAUCGUCAACACAGAAUCAGAGAUGAUUCAACAAUCAACUGCUCAACACUUUGUAGGUUUCUUAAUCUGUUUAUUGCUGUUUAUUGCUGUGACUGUCGAACAUUUUUUUGGAAAAUGCAAAAGCCAGUUCCAGAAUGUGAUUGACCAAGUACAGAGGGAAAGAGAGCAAUCCCGCAAUGACUAUGACCGACUACGGAUGGAAAUGGAUCAACUGCAGAGGGAAAGGGUCCAAUUCCGUAAUGAUUGUGCCCAACUACAGGGGGAAAUUGAUGAGCUUCAGAGACAAAUGGGCCGGCACCAGGUGGAAAAUACAACUCUCCAGCCAAUAAUCCAACAACUCCAACAUGAAAAUGAGGAACUGCGAGAGAAAUGUGAGCAACUCCAGCAUGAAAACAACCAAGUCCAUCGUGAAAAUGACCAAUUGAAAAAGGAAAGGGGCCAGUUCCAGGUUGAAAAGAACAUAUUCCAGCAGAAAAUCCAACAACUCCAGCUUGAAAAUGAGCAAGUACGGUGGGACAGGAAUCAAGUACAGUUGGAGAGAGAUGAACUACGGAUGGGAAGGGGAAAGAAACAAGAACAUUCUGAAGAAGAAAUGAAAAAGUACAGCUUUCAAUUAGAUGAGCUGCAGAGACAAAAUGAAAACUUGGAGCAGAGAAUAAAAAAACUCAAGGAGGAAAAGGCACAACUCCAAGAGCAAAAGGAAAGGAAAGAAGAUUUUCCUGUAGCAGGGCAACUGCAGAGAGAAAUUGCCCAACUCAAGGAGGAAAAGGGGAACUUGGAGAAGAGAAUAAAAGAACUACAGGAGGAAGAGGGAGACUUGGAGAAGAGAAUAAAUGAAAUGAAGAAGGAAUUAGACUGGAGAAGGGCUCAGAACAAUUCAGAUGACAUCAGUCUUCAUGGAGUCAUGGCCCACCCCAACAUCUCCAUUGCUGACAAUAAGAAGAGUUUUACACAUGAAGCCUAACCUCAACAAGUUCCACCAAAUCCAGAGAGGUUCAAUUCGACCGUCUGUGUGUUGGGCUCUGAAGAAUUCUCCUCUGGAAAGCAGUACUGGGAAGUGGAGGUUGUGAGCAGCACUGACUGGGAUCUGGAGGUGGCCAGAAAGUCAAUACAGAGAAAAGGAAAACUUUCCUUCUCCCCUAAAGAGGGAUUCUGGGCUAUGGGUCUGAGUGGGAGAGAUUAUUGGGCAAAAACAGACCCAUAGACCCGAGUCAUAGUGCAGAAAAAGCCUAAGUUACCAAGAGGGGCAGGUGACUUUUUUCAAUGUAACUGACAUGUCUGUGUUGUUUACAUUUCAUGAUUGUUCAUUCUCAGGAGAGGUUUAUCCAUUCUUUACAUAUUCACACAAAGAAACAAAAAUGAGAAUUUGUUCAAUUAAAGAGGAAUAAAUAUAACAUGACACUGAUGCUGAUUUUAUACUGGUGUAACUGAAAUCAAGGUUUUCAUGAAUGUAUUUUAAUGUAAGAAAGCUGUUUGUUUGUUUUUUUAAAUGUACAUCGUCAUGCUGUCUUCAUUACAUGUUUUGCAAUAAAAUGUUUUCAUUUCUUAUA
This is a messenger RNA of Mauremys mutica (yellowpond turtle), 3134 nucleotides long. RefSeq names its product butyrophilin-like protein 2. The transcript has 43 exons. NCBI's taxonomy places the organism in Eukaryota, Metazoa, Chordata, Testudines, Geoemydidae. The record is from RefSeq and is a predicted model, not a curated record. The coding region runs from base 233 to 2548 and encodes 771 amino acids.